Messenger RNA from Lasiosphaeria miniovina, 944 nucleotides. Its product is annotated as Molybdopterin synthase catalytic subunit. Gene Ontology annotation, biological process: Mo-molybdopterin cofactor biosynthetic process. Gene Ontology annotation, molecular function: molybdopterin synthase activity. Gene Ontology annotation, cellular component: cytosol. The transcript is spliced from 3 exons. The coding region runs from base 215 to 748 and encodes 177 amino acids. The record is from RefSeq and is a predicted model, not a curated record. NCBI's taxonomy places the organism in Eukaryota, Fungi, Ascomycota, Sordariomycetes, Sordariales, Lasiosphaeriaceae.
AGGGUUUUAAAUCGUCUUAUAUUUAUUUGAACAUCCCUAAAAUUGUGUCAUUGAUAGGGACUGUAAGAUAUCUAAAACGGCACGAAAAUCUUAAGUCCCUCGCAACUUCCCCCCAAUUUGGCUGUUAAUAAGGUAUUCAGCCAGCUUGAGACAGGCAGAAUCGACGUCCCAUCUACCAUAAAAAUAAAAUAUCCGCCUGGGUCCUGAUUUCGCCAUGGGCCCGCCCUCUCAGCUUCAGGCCGCAGAUCAUCAGGAAGAGGAUGAUGGCUGCUUCGUGGCCCUGACGGAAGCCGACCUGGACAUCCCAGCCAUCAUGGACCGGGUGCGCAGUCCCGAAGCGGGUGCUAUUGUGCUCUUUGCUGGAACGACGCGCGAUAACUUCGGCGGCAAGCCUAUCAAGGAGCUUCAGUACAGCGCCUACAACCCGCUCGCGCUGCGGACCAUGCUGGCGAUAGCGCGGGAGGUGCGCGCUAAGCACGGCCUCAAGGGGAUCGCCAUGGUGCACCGGCUGGGGGUGGUGCCGAUCGGAGAGGAAAGCAUUCUGAUUGCGGUGUCGGCAGCGCACCGGCAGGCGGCGUGGCGCGCGGGCGAGGAGGCGCUCGAGGAGUGCAAAGCCCGUGUCGAGGUGUGGAAGCGCGAGGAGUUUGGCGGCGACGAGGGCGGCGUGUGGCGAGCGAACCGUGAUGGUGCCGUAGGGCAAAAGGUAGUGGAGCGUGAGAACGAGGAUGGUGCAAAGGUUGACCAAUGAUUACUGAAGUGUUCUUCCAUUCGAACAUUCGGAGAGCAACGUGAUGUAGCCCAUUCCAGCCUGAUUGCAUGUAUUGUACGGAGUACAUUGCGAGCACUCUUUGUCACACCGAUGUCUACGGUCAGGGGAAAAGAGUUCGUUUUGAAGAAAACAUGCAAGUUGCGUGGGGCAAAACGCUGUGAGAUCAACGCCGCUG